This is a messenger RNA of Oreochromis niloticus (Nile tilapia), 1976 nucleotides long. Its product is annotated as ETS transcription factor ELK3. The coding region runs from base 378 to 1595 and encodes 405 amino acids. Gene Ontology annotation, biological process: cell differentiation; regulation of transcription by RNA polymerase II. The transcript is spliced from 5 exons. Gene Ontology annotation, cellular component: nucleus. NCBI's taxonomy places the organism in Eukaryota, Metazoa, Chordata, Actinopteri, Cichliformes, Cichlidae. The record is from RefSeq and is a predicted model, not a curated record. Gene Ontology annotation, molecular function: DNA-binding transcription factor activity, RNA polymerase II-specific; sequence-specific DNA binding.
UGCCUGAACGCAUCACAGUAGUCUGCAGACCGAUGAUGUCAGUUUACGAGAUGUAGGAGUCUCUGCAUCACCAUGUGUGCCGAAACAGUAUAGGCCUACUGCUGGCCGUCAGCGGGCAAGCAGAGGAGAAAGAGGAGGGGAGGAAAAGUGUGUUUACACAGACGGCAAACUGCCUGGGGAAUCGUAGGGGAGAGGAAGUCAGCCGGCUCUGUGUCUGCCUGCUCCAACUUCCUGCUCAGAAAAAGAAAAAGCCCAGGAUCCUAUUUCAGUCCAGCACAACUCCUGUAGACUAGAAGUAAGCAUGGAAAAACAAGGAAUCACACAAGCGUCGCCGUAAACUUUCUCGGAGGGACCAGACCGAGUCGGAGAUCGCAGGAAUGGACAGUGCCAUCACUCUGUGGCAGUUCUUGCUGCAGCUGCUGCUCGAUCAGAGUCACAAGCACUUGAUAUGCUGGACGUCCACAGACGGCGAGUUCAAGCUCCUCAAGUCGGAGGAAGUGGCCAAGCUGUGGGGGCUGCGCAAGAACAAGACCAACAUGAACUACGACAAGCUGAGCAGAGCCCUGCGCUACUACUACGACAAGAACAUCAUCAAGAAGGUGAUUGGCCAGAAGUUUGUCUAUAAGUUUGUGUCCUUCCCUGAGAUCCUUAAGAUGGACCCGCAGGCGGUGGAGAUGGGCCUGGCUUCGGGAAGGCUUCCCCUUCAGGAACAAGAGGCCCAGGAGCUGGAAGUGGAGGAGGAGGAGGAGGAGGAGGAAGCUGAGGAGGAGGCCCAGAGGAGGACCCUGGCAGCCUUGGGGGCACAGCAGUGUCGGAAUGACUACCUCCACUCGGGUCUCUACUCGUCAUUCAGCAUCAGCUCCCUGCAGAAGCAGCCCGAGCUCCUCCGUGCCCUGCAGGAGCGUCAGGAGGAGCAGCGCUCCGUCAUCCGCUUCGGCACCAACGCCAACGAGAGGAGCUCUCCUCCCUCAGCCAAGCCCGAGUCCUAUGUCUCGCCGGGGCCAUCUAAACUCACCUCUCAUUCCCCCUCCCCGUCCUCUCCUCACACUCAGCCCGGCCGGAGCCCCGCUGCUGAGGAGGAGGAGCAGGAGGACUCUGACCAAAGCGCUCAACCCCUCAAUCUGUCCUCCGGGCACAGAGGGCGAGCCCUGCAGCCUCCUGAAAAGAGGAGCAGCAGCGGCGGUGGCAGAAGCAGUUCUCUUAACAGUAGCGCUAACCACGGAGAUGGACUCCCCCCAAAAAGCAAAAAGCCCAAAGCUCUGGAGAUUUCAGCACCGCCCCUGCUGCUGGCAGGGAGCGACAUCGGCUCCAUCGCACUCAACAGCCCGGCGCUGCCGUCUGGGUCUCUCACUCCGGCCUUCUUCACUGCACAGACUCCCUCGGGUUUGCUGCUGGCUCACAGUCCGCUGUUGUCAGGCAUCCACUUCUGGAGCAGCCUGAGCCCCGUCGCUCCGCUCAGCCCCGCCCGGCUGCAGGGCCACAGCUCCCUCUUUCAGUUCCCCAGCCUAAUCAACGGACACAUGCCUGUCCCUCUGCCAAACCUGGAAGGAACACCCUCCUCCCUGCUCCUGUCCCCCACCACUCACAAAUCCUGAUCCAGGAUCUGUGGAAAAUGCCCCAAAUUCAUUGUUCUCUUGUUGAAAGUUUCUCAUCAUCAUAAUCAUCAGCAGCAGCGAUCUCUUAUUCAUGAUGUCAGAUUUUGUCUCAGAAAAGCAGAGACAGUUAUGUGACCUCACUUUUUUUUUUUUUUUUUUUUUUUUGCACUUGACUUGCUUCAGAUUCUGAGUGGUUGAAAGCACUUGGUAAAAGCCAUACACCACGAUGUCUCAGAGACAUCUGGUCUCUUUGUGAUAAAGUACAGCACGUUUCUACACUAGCCUGUCCGCGACGGACAGAAGCGCCGCUGCGAAAGGCUAACCAGCCGCUCGGCCUGCGCAGAGCCUGGUUCUUUUAAUCUUUAAACAAAAAAAAAGAAA